AUGGCUUCCUUGAGCGGCUCAACUUCCGUCCCGCCAACUUCAGACCAUCACCUACCAACAGAAGCAGAAGCAUCACACUCCCACAGCCAAGAUCACAGUCACGAGCCCUCUCGCUCCCACUCCCUCUCCCAUGAGCAUCCUCCUCCCGCACCAGAAGACGCCUGGAAAAUGACAGGCGUGCGCGUAAUCCCCGGCGACUCGCUAGAACCCGUGGGCGGUGCCCACACAACACCGGGCAUGGACCGCUCCGCAGCAAUAAAUCUCGCGCGGGUGGGCGCGCAGAAGCUGUGGGCAGGCACGGUGCACAUCCACGCGGGCGCGAAGACUGGCGCGCACCACCACGGGCAUCUGGAGUCGGUGAUCUACGUGCUGAAAGGUAGGGCGCGCAUGCGGUGGGGCGAGAAGCUGGAGUUCACAGCGGAAGCGGGGCCGGGUGAUUUCAUCUUCGUGCCGCCAUAUGUGCCGCAUCAGGAGAUCAAUGCGAGUGAUGACGAGAAGCUGGAGUGUGUGCUUAUGCGCAGUGAUAGUGAGGCAGUGGCGAUCAAUUUGCCGGGCUUGGAGCCUGUGGAGGUCCCUGAGAGUGUGAAGUGGAUUGAUCCUACGCACCCGGAUGGUGCGGGCGCGUAA
This is a messenger RNA of Didymella exigua CBS 183.55, 627 nucleotides long. RefSeq names its product RmlC-like cupin. Lineage: Eukaryota; Fungi; Ascomycota; Dothideomycetes; Pleosporales; Didymellaceae. The coding region runs from base 1 to 627 and encodes 208 amino acids. The record is from RefSeq and is a predicted model, not a curated record. The transcript has a single exon.